This is a messenger RNA of Puccinia triticina, 1206 nucleotides long. RefSeq lists its product as uncharacterized. The record is from RefSeq and is a predicted model, not a curated record. Bases 1 to 1206 code for a protein of 401 amino acids. NCBI's taxonomy places the organism in Eukaryota, Fungi, Basidiomycota, Pucciniomycetes, Pucciniales, Pucciniaceae. The transcript is spliced from 4 exons.
AUGGAUGUUAGCCAACCCAUCAGAUCUCCAUCUGCUGACGAGCGAGCGGAAGAAGAGAAAAAUCAGCAAGGAGAAAACGCACCACACCAAGAAAAAGGACACCAACGCGAAGCCAACAAAAGCCUCACCCAAUUGGGCAUUAUCAUGCUCUUGUCGUUGCUUAUCUAUCAGAUGAUCAGCUCACUCGGCAGCCACUUCUUCAGUUCGGCCAAUCUCCCAAAUCCGAUCUGCCUGCUGGCAGGCUCGCUCACCUCAUUCUCAACCGCGGUAGUCUACUUCUACUGUGCAACCCUCCAUGGGCCAUUCUGCACUCCCAAAUAUGCUAGAAUGGAUCCGGAUCAAAUCUCUCAGAUUGCGCCCACCAUCAGCGGGACAGCACAGAAGGCCUCAGACAUCUUUGACUCAGUCAUUCAACUGACUGAUCGCAGAAACCUCGGAAUCAAUCAGAGCGAGAUCCUUCACUAUGCAUCGAAAUUCCGUUGGUCCAGCGAACUAACUAACAAGGAUAUCCUCAAGGAUGAACUGGUCGAGCUGGUAGGCAUGACGGACGAAGUCAAUCAUAAACUGGUUGACCUCAAUCGCCACGGUUGGGAUGCGUUUUCGUUCAUUUCUUAUGGGUUUUCGAGACUAGGAGAUUUGAUUCAUUCAUGGGUUCAGACCGCGAACACGAAACACACCUCUCAAACAAUCGCCAAUAAUCUGAAGAUUUGGUAUGGAGAUCUGUCGACGAAGCUGAACCGGCUCCUGGUUGUGAUGGAAAGCUUAAUUCCUCUUGCCUCCCGGGUCUCUAAUCUUGGUAUCCGAGUCUCAGAAAGGUUGCAACAAGAACGAUUUCAGUUGAUCAACAAAAUCUCUCGCCAAGGCUUAUGGAAAAAGCUAGCGGAUCUUACUACUUCCUCCGGCAAACAACUUCACAAUGACCUGGCGCUCAUUUCGGAAUCAAUCAAGAGCGUAAAAUUCACCUGGAUCAAAUUGCAGGCGAUGUACACUGAUUUGUUGGCGUAUCAAAAUCAUGUUGCUCAUCUCAAGGCUAGCUUAAUAGGAUGGCAUCUGGUCGACCACCAAUUAGCGCCUGAAGAUAAACUUUUAUCAAUGAGAGAAGCGAUUCAAUACUUCGAAACCAAAAUCAAAGUUGUUAAAUCGAAUUCUAAAUCGCCUUACUUUUUCUCCUAUUCAACUGAUACUAAACUCAAUUCUGAUGCUUGA